AAGUAUGGAGUAAAAUAAAAAAAAGAAAGAAAGAAAGAAGAAAGCGUGUGAAUAUAUUUUAUUUUUGGAAAAAUAAAGAGCCUGGGUAAAGUAGGGGUCUCCUCCGAGCAAACAGUAGUGGUCACUGCCGGGUGGACUCCAUGGACGGAAGAAAACGGUUGAAACGCGCCGCAACCGCAUUUGAAGAAGAGCCGGCGAUCGGAAUCGAUCUGGGAACCACUUAUUCCUGCGUUGGAGUUUGGCGGCCACAGCACAACCGUGUUGAGAUCAUCCCCAACGAUUUAGGCAACCGUACGACGCCGUCAUGGGUUGCCUUCACCGACGUCCAACGCCUUGUAGGCGAAUCUGCCCAGAACCAGGCCCCCAUGAAUCCCUCCAAUACCAUCUUCGAUGUGAAGAGGCUGAUAGGUAGAAAGUUUAGUGACGUAACGGUGCAAAACGACUUGAAGCUCUGGCCUUUUAAGGUCAUCCCUGGCACCAAUGGCGGUAGUGGUGGUGGAAAGAAACCAAUGAUAUCCGUCACUUACAAAGGUGAAGAGAAGCUGUUCGCCGCUGAGGAGAUAUCUUCAAUGAUCCUCCAUAAGAUGAAGAGUAUUGCUGAGGCCUAUCUAGGCAAACAAGUCAAGAAUGCUGUUAUCACCGUUCCUGCCUACUUCAAUGAUGGCCAGCGCCAAGCAACAAAAGAUGCUGGUUUCAUUGCCGGGAUCAAUGUGCUGCGUAUCAUCAAUGAGCCCACAGCUGCUGCAAUUGCCUAUGGUCUUGACAACAAAAUAUCCAAAAGUGGUAGUUCUGCUUCAAAGAACAUACUGGUUUUUGAUCCUGGUGGUGGGACUUUUGAUGUCUCCAUUGUUACAAUGGAGAAGGAUAUGUUUGAAGUCAAGGCAGUUAAAGGGGACACCCACCUUGGGGGAGGAGAUUUCAAUAACAGGAUGGUGAGCCACUUUGUAGCUGAAUUUGAAAGGAAACACAAGAAAGACAUCAGUGCAAAUCCAAGGGCUCUAGGGCGCUUAAGAGCAGCUUGUGAAAGGGCCAAAAGAACCCUCUCUGCAACUACUGAAACAUCUCUUGAUAUUGAGUGUCUAUUAGAGGGCAUCAAUUUCUCUUCAAACAUCACUCGCGCACAAUUUGAGAAAAUGAAUUUGGAUCUGUUCAAUAACUGUAUUGAGCUAGUUGAGAAUUGUUUGAAAGAUGCCAAAAUGGAGAAGAGCCACAUUCAUGACAUUGUUCUCGUUGGUGGGUCCUCCCGUAUCCCAAAGGUUGAAGAAUUGGUACAAAAGCUCUUCUCUGGAAACAAGUUCUAUAAGAGUAUAAACCCAGAUGAGGCUGUUGCCUGUGGAGCAGCUUUUCAUGCUGCAUCUCUCACCGGUGCCUGUUUGGGUGUGAAUAAGGAUGUUGUGCUUUUGGAUGUUGCUCCAUUAUCUCUUGGGAUUAGGCUGCAGGGAGGUGAAAUGUCUGUUGUGAUUCCAAGGAAUACCCCCAUCCCUACAAAGAGGACAAAGCACAAUUACACAAAUGCUCAUGACAAUCAAACAUCUGCUUUGUUCUCUGUGUAUGAGGGAGAAAUGCCAAUAGCAAAAGACAACUAUUUCUUGGGAGAAUUUACCCUCCACAACGUUCCUCCAGUGCCCAGAGAUGUUGCUAAGUUUGAUGUUGAUUUUGAAAUCAAUGCCAAUGGCAUCUUGACUGUGUCUACAGUGCUGACGGGUAGUGACAAUAGGGACCAAAUCACUAUAACCAAUCACAGCGCUAGGUUGUCGAAGGAGGAGAUCGAUCGGAUGGUGAAGGAGGCUGAGGAGUACAAGGCUCAAGAUGAGGAGCACAAGAAGGCAUCAGUGGCUAAAAAUGCAUUGGAGAAUUACAUUCGCCACUUGAGGGGCACGUUGAGUAAAUUUGGAUAUAGGGUUGAGACAAAGGACAGAGUAAUUAUGCGAGAAGCAGUUGAGGAAACAGUCUGUUGGUUGGAGUGGAAUUACCUUCUCGGUGAUGCUCUCAAGUUUGAGGAAAAGAUGAAGGAGCUCGCAGUCAUAUGUGAGCCUCUUGUUACAAAGAUGGUGGAGUCUCGGCAGGGAAGUGUCAAGGUUGAGAUCAUUGACAUAGACGACUGACUAGUGGGCACUGAUGAAUCUUGAAACUCAGUUUUAUCAGUUGUGGUCUUUUGAUUUCUCUGGUGCAGUAUGCAAGAACUUCACCGGAAUUUCGUACAUCCAUAUGGUUUGACGACAUUGAUGAAUAUAUUGAGCUUGAAUGC
Messenger RNA from Cuscuta campestris, 2248 nucleotides. The record is from the annotation of a GenBank genome assembly. Lineage: Eukaryota; Viridiplantae; Streptophyta; Magnoliopsida; Solanales; Convolvulaceae.